CUACCACCUCCAUCGCUUUUCUCCACCUCCAAGGCUCCAAUUCAAUUCCAUCGCGCUGUCGUCUUCGUUGCCCGGUCGCCAUUUUUUCCUCCUGAUUUCUUCUUUUUCUUCCCUCACUAUAUGGUCAGGCCUCUGCCUGUCCCUCUCGUGUCGUGCCGUUGUGCGGUGCUCGAUCCUGCCCGUCGCCUCUCCGGCCACCGCUGAGAAGAUCCACCAUUAAAUGCCUGAUCCACCCACCUCCUCCUCCUGGCUUCCCUAUAUCACUCACCCAUCCACCUCGCUUCGACCUCACCUCACAGACUCCUCACACUUAGUACUGUUAGCCAGGAACAAGCCCCAGCAGCAGCAGCAGCAAUGGCCGUGGAGAACGGCAGCGCCGACGAGGCGGCGGCGGUGACCGUGACCGUGACCGGCGCCCGCACCGUGGCGCCGGCCAAGAACCGCUGCACGCUCGCCACCUUCGACCUCCCCUACAUCACCUUCUACUACAACCAGAAGCUGCUCCUGUACCGCGCCGCCCCCGACUUCCCGGACGCCGUGGCGCGCAUGACGGCCGCGCUCGCCGACGCGCUCCGCGUCUUCUACCCGCUCGCCGGCCGCAUCCGCCAGGACGACGGCGGCGCGCUGGCAGUCGAGGGCGACGAGGGCGCCGAGGUCUUCGAGGCCGAGGCCCAGGGCGUCGCCGUCGACGACCUCGCCGGAGGGGACUGCAGCGACGAGGCGGAGAAGGUCUUGCAGCACCUCGUGCCCUACACCGGCGUCAUGAACCUCGAGGGCCUCCGCCGCCCGCUUCUCGCCGUCCAAUUCACAAAGCUCAAGGACGGUCUGGCGGUGGGGUGCGCCUUCAACCACGCGGUGCUGGACGGCACCUCCACGUGGCACUUCAUGUCCUCCUGGGCCGAGCUCUGCCGCGGCGUACCCCUGUCGCUGCAGCCCAUCCACGACCGGUCCCUGUCCCGCUCCGUGCGCGUGCGGCUGGAGCUGCCGGCGUCCGCCGAGGCCCACGAGAAGACGGACCCGAACGGGCCGAAGAAGGCGCUGGUGGCCCGCGUCUUCUCGUUCCCGGAGCCCACCGUGGCGCGCAUCAAGGCCGCGGCCAACGCGGCGCUGCCGCCGGGCGCAAAGCCCUUCUCAACGUUCCAGUCCCUGGGGGCGCACAUCUGGCGCGCCGUCUCCCGCGCCCGGGGCCUCGGCCCCGCCGACAUCACCGCCUUCGCCGUCUUCGCCGACUGCCGCGCCCGCCUCGACCCGCCCCUCCCGCCGGCCUACUUCGGCAACCUCAUCCAGGCGGUGUUCACGGGCGUGCCCGCGGGGAUGCUCCUGGGCGGGCCCCCCGAGCUGCCCGCGGGCCUGCUGCAGAAGGCCAUCGACGAGCACGACGCCGCCGCGGUCACCAGGAGGCUGGAGGAGUACGAGGCGGCGCCCAAGCUGUUCCACUACAGCGACGCCGGCCCCAACUGCGUGGCCGUCGGCAGCUCGCCGCGCUUCAGGGUCUACGACGUCGACUUCGGCUUCGGACGGCCCGAGCGCGUCCGCAGCGGCGGGAACAACAAGUUCGACGGCAUGGUGUACCUGUACCCCGGCCGCGGCGGUGACGGCGGCAUCGACGUCGAGCUGGCGCUGCAGCCGGAGCCCAUGCAGAGGCUGGAGAAGGACGACGACUUCUUCCUGCGCCAGGCGGCAGCCUAAGCCCGAGUCGUCGAUCGUCGUGUCAGUGUCCACUGUCCACCCAUCCAGUUCGUUGAUCGUGCUUUAUUUUAGUAGUAAGUAUUGUGUACGUUCCUGCUUGCUAUAUUAUUAUUAUACUAGUGUUUUGCUUUGUUCCUUGAUUAAUUGUACGAGCUAGGCGUGCGUGUUGGAUUACACUGUAUUUGCUGGACUGGAGCUGAAUAAGGAUGGACCAGACUUCGAUU
This is a messenger RNA of Zea mays, 1913 nucleotides long. Its product is annotated as acyltransferase. NCBI's taxonomy places the organism in Eukaryota, Viridiplantae, Streptophyta, Magnoliopsida, Poales, Poaceae. The record is from RefSeq and is marked provisional. Bases 355 to 1689 code for a protein of 444 amino acids. The transcript has 2 exons.